Molecule: messenger RNA, 2094 nt
Organism: Prorocentrum cordatum
Lineage: Eukaryota; Dinophyceae; Prorocentrales; Prorocentraceae
Source: the annotation of a GenBank genome assembly
AUGGCGCGGGCCGUGCCGCCGACGGGCUCCGGCUCGCAGGGCUUCCACGAGCUCCUGCAGCGGCUCGCGUCCGCGCACCACUCGGAGGUGGAAGAGGUGCGCGCGCUUCGCAGAGAGAACGCCAUCCUGAGAGCCGCGCUCGGGCCGCGGGGCACAGUCCCGACCACCACGAAUACGACGCUCCCUGGCAGUUCUACGGGCCGCUCCACCGUCGGUGUCCAUGACUUGGCCGCCUCCAGCAGCAACCAAGGGGACGACGUCGUCCAUUGCUACUCCUCGGAGGAUGAGGGCGAUCGGGCGUCUGAGCUCGUGGGUGACAGGGAGCACCACGCCACGUCCGAGCAGGAGUGCACGCUUCAGGCCCACUGGCUGAAGGCGGAGCACCCGAAGGAUCCUCAUACGCUUACCUGGUCCGUCAUUUCGCACGUGGAGAUGAGCGCCAUGUCCCGCGCGGAGUCGGCAGAGCCAGACUCGGAGGACAUGGAGUCCCAUAAAGGCUCCAACAACUGGUUCCCGCAGUAUCCCAACAGCCAGUCGCGCAUCCUCUGGGACGGCGUGGCGGCCAUGCUGGUGUUCUACGACGUCGUCAUGUUGCCGCUGGUGGUCUUCAAGUUCCAGAGGAACGACUUCAUGAUAUCGAUGGACUGGAUCGCGCUGAUCUUCUGGACGAUCAACAUGCCAGCCUCCCUGUGCGUUGGCUACGUGGCCCAUGAGCAACUGGUAAUGGACAUGCGGAGGAUCCUGCUGCACUAUUUGAAGACCUGGUUCAUCCUGGACGUCCUCAUCCUGUUGCCGGAUUGGACGUUUAUCAUCGUCAGCGGAGGAGGCCAGUACGAAGAUUCAGCCGGCCUCAGCCACGCCGGGCUGUUGGGCGUGCUGCGCCUGGGCCGCAUGGCACGGCUGGUGCGCCUGCUGAAGCUGCGGAGGUUCUUCGAGAGCGUCUACUACAGAAUCGAGAGCGAAUACGUCAGCAUCCUGAUUCACAUCGUGCAGAUGAUAUCACUCGUGCUGAUUUUUUGCCAUGUGAUCGGGUGCAUGUGGUUUUACGUCGGCGACACGCAGGACGGGAAGCCAACCUGGAUGAACGUCCACGGCUACGACGAAGAGGACUGGUGGUACCAGUAUGCGCUCGCGUUCCACUGGUCCAUCACGCAGUUCACCCCGUCGACGAACGACAUCGCCCCGAAGAACAUGACUGAGCGGGUCACGGCCAUCUGUGUGGUGGUCUUCGCGCUGGUGGGCUUCACCUACAUCGUCGGCAGCAUCACCGGGUCGCUGGCGCAUCUCCGCAGCCUAUCGGAGGGGAGUGCGAAGAUGUUCUGGGACCUGCGCCGCUACCUGACCCACUUCCGCGUCCGGCCCACGCUGGCGCUCCGGAUCGAGAAGUACUUGGAGCACGCGUGGGCGCGGCAGCAGAAGGGUGUUCAUCCGAAAAGUGUGCAGGCGCUGGCCAUGCUCUCGGAGCCACUCCGGCAGGAGCUUGACCUGGAGAUCUACAGGCCCAGCCUGACGGUGCACCCGCUCCUCCUCAGCCUCGGCGAGGCCAGCCCGCUCACCAUGCGGCGCAUCGCACACUCGGCUAUCCGGGAGAGCAAGGCGGCGCGCCACGACCUGAUCUUCGUGCCCAGAGAGCCUGGCGUGAACAUGUUCUUCCGGGUGUCCGGCACGCUCUGGUACCGCGCGAACGGGGAUGUGCAGGACACGAUGGUGAGUCAGGCUGAGGAAGGCUGGGUGGCCGAGCCGGUGUUGUGGGUGAGCGCCUGGGAUCACAAGGGCGUGCUCACGGCCGCCUCCGACUCCGACCUGCUGAUGGUCGACCCGGUCCAGUUCGGCCGCGUGGUGACCCACCGCAGCGGCCGCUCCUACGAGAUGGCCGUGCAGUACGCGAGUGCGUUCGUGCAGUGGCUGAUGGUGCACGCGCAGGGCGAGGACAGCACCUCCACGGGCGAGGUGCUCAGGCCGGCGGACCUCGCCUCGCACGGCUUCGAGCAGAUCGGAUGGAUGCAGCAGGCCAAGCUCAGCUGGUCGAACAACCUGCGCCUUGGUCGAACAUCGGCAAUACUAGGUUUACGCGGCCGUUUUGCUAGUAUUUAG